AUGUGCAGGAAACGCAAAUACGACGCGGAACUCCCGGCUGAGAUGGUGCGCGGUCUGGAACGUUUGGAGAACGAGGUUAACCGCUACCAAGGAGAGAACAAGGAAUUGCGUGAACGCCUAAAAGCUGCCGAGACCGAGGUGACGACGCUCCAAGACCACGUUGCUAGCCACAAAAACAAGUUGAAUGGCGGAGACAAAAAGGUUCGAAGCGCAAAGGACGUCGCAGGCAAGCAAGAAGAGAAGGCGAAGGAUGCUGUGCGGGAGAAGCAAGACCCGUCGCUUACCAAACUAUGCGAUGACCUACGAGCAGAUCUUGAGGUAGAGCGAGCAGGCCGGUCAAACAAGCGAAAAGAUGACUCUGCAUCCGAUAUUACGGUCGCAGUCGUACCUGUGGAGCUCACGAUCAGCCGUGGCAACUUCCUAACGCUUUCGGAGACGUUGGAAAUAAGUCAAGCCACCGUAGCUAUGCAACUACAGGACUGGUACGACGAGUGGAUGAAGCCGGACGAUCCGGUCAAGCAGGUGCUCGGCGCCGACUUUGUGGACAACGAAAAGAAAUAG
This is a messenger RNA of Paraphaeosphaeria sporulosa, 561 nucleotides long. RefSeq lists its product as uncharacterized. The transcript has 2 exons. The record is from RefSeq and is a predicted model, not a curated record. NCBI's taxonomy places the organism in Eukaryota, Fungi, Ascomycota, Dothideomycetes, Pleosporales, Didymosphaeriaceae. The coding region runs from base 1 to 561 and encodes 186 amino acids.